AUGGCGCCUAUCGAGACCAAAACGUACGAUUAUAUUGUGAUUGGGGGCGGAAGUGGUGGUAGUGGUAGUGCACGACGAGCUUCGGGGUGGUAUGGUGCGAAGACGUUGAUUGUUGAGAGUGGUCGGUCUGGCGGUACUUGUGUCAAUGUCGGAUGUGUCCCUAAGAAAAUGACAUGGCACUUCGCCUCUCUCAACGAAGAGCUCCACGCUGCCCGUCACUACGGUUACGACGUCCCCGAAAACAUCAAAUUCGACUACGGCUCUUUCAAGCGCUUUCGCGACUCUCGAAUCAAACAGUUGAACGGCGUGUAUGAGAAUAACUGGGGUAAAGAAGGUAUUGAUUUGGUGCAUGGACGCGCCCGUUUCGUCGAACCCAAAGUCAUUGAAGUAACUGCCGCCGAUAGCACCGAGACCAAGAUUAGAUAUACUGCCAAACAUAUUCUGAUUGCUGUUGGUGGACACCCCAUUGUGCCUGGUGUUCAGGGUGCGGAGCACGGUAUUACAAGCGAUGGGUUCUUUGAGAUUGAGGAAUUGCCCAAAAAGUGGGCUGUGGUGGGCGCUGGAUACAUUGCGGUUGAAUUAGCUGGUGUUUUAGCUGCGGUCGGUGUUGAGACACACAUGUUUAUUCGUGGUGAUACCUUUUUGCGGAAAUUUGAUCCCAUGAUUCAGGAGACUAUGACGGCGAGAUAUGAGGCCGUUGGUAUCAAGGUUCAUAAGCAACACAAGGGUUUCAAGGAAGUUCAGCUGCUCAAGGAUGGGAAGGGUGCUGAUAAGGUAUUGAAGUUGAUUGGUGUGGAAGGGGAUGAGAUUGAAGUUAAUGAGCUUCUUUGGGCGGUUGGACGAGCUCCAGAGGUGGAGGAUCUUCACUUGGAGAUUCCGGGAGUUAAGCAGUCCCGUAGUGGACACGUUAUCGUGGACGAGUUCCAGAAUACUAGUGUUGAAGGUAUAUACGCCUUGGGUGAUGUUACAGGUCAGGCCGAAUUGACACCUGUCGCCAUCGCCGCCGGCCGUCAACUAGGCAACCGCCUCUUCGGAACCCCCGAACUCAAAUACGCCAGACUAUCCUACGAAAACAUCCCAACCGUAGUCUUCUCUCACCCGGAAGUAGGCACAAUCGGCCUCACAGAACCCCAAGCCCGUCAACGCUUUGGCGACGACAAGAUCAAAGUAUACACAACCCGUUUCACAGCCAUGUUCUACGACCCUUUCCCCACAGAAGAGAAAAAAUUGAACCCAACUCAGAUGAAGAUUAUUUGUGCUGGACCAGAGGAGAAAGUUGUUGGAUUACAUAUUUUGGGUCUUGGAGUUGGUGAGAUGCUUCAAGGGUUUGGAGUUGCGAUUAAGAUGGGUGCUACGAAGAAGGACUUUGAUAGUUGUGUGGCUAUUCACCCGACUAGUUCGGAGGAGUUGGUGACUAUGCGAUAA
Molecule: messenger RNA, 1425 nt
Organism: Talaromyces stipitatus ATCC 10500
Lineage: Eukaryota; Fungi; Ascomycota; Eurotiomycetes; Eurotiales; Trichocomaceae
Product: glutathione oxidoreductase Glr1, putative
Exons: 4
Coding region: 1-1425 (474 amino acids)
Biological process (GO): cell redox homeostasis; glutathione metabolic process; cellular response to oxidative stress
Cellular component (GO): mitochondrion; cytosol
Molecular function (GO): NADP binding; flavin adenine dinucleotide binding; glutathione-disulfide reductase (NADPH) activity
Source: RefSeq, a predicted model, not a curated record